Aspergillus melleus is the source of this 5586-nucleotide messenger RNA. RefSeq lists its product as uncharacterized. The coding region runs from base 1 to 5295 and encodes 1764 amino acids. The record is from RefSeq and is a predicted model, not a curated record. The transcript has 8 exons. NCBI's taxonomy places the organism in Eukaryota, Fungi, Ascomycota, Eurotiomycetes, Eurotiales, Aspergillaceae.
AUGUCAGGCGACGUGGAGCAAGUUUUCGCUGAGGCUGUGAAAGCAACCAAAGGCCUCAAGAAGCUACCUUACGUCGACUAUGCCCAUCGGCUGCACAACAAGGUCCGGAACCAGUUCCAGGGGACCAGUGGUCUCCAAGAUUUGCAAGCAUGCGUGGAUCGGGCGCCGACCUACCCCGAAGAUGACCCCGAUCCCGACAAUUGGGCUAUCGACAUCUUCGGGAUCGGCGACCUGUUGACCAAGCUGAUGAUACCCUCGGUCGCGAAUGGGAUUGCGGGUUUGGAAAGCGAUGAUGACCCUCAGAACUUGCGGCAGUACGUGGACCAGAACAGUUCGCACCUUUGGUAUCUGCAAUGCAUCACCAACCUUCUAGGGUUCUGCUUGGUUGAGCACGUCAACCGCGACCUCAAAUCCCGAGGAGCCCUGACUAUCGACGACUUGUGGCACAACGAGGACUUCAAGAGAUCCUUGAUGCAGUUCAUCACCAAUCCGGAAUUCAUUCGGACGGAGGUCCGCACCGAUGUGCUCCGGGAUGAUCAUCUGUUCAGUAUUGUCUGGCUGCUCAUCGCCGACUACAUGUCCGACCGGGACCAUGUCUGCCGCAACACCCCGGUCGCCGGGAGCGAGUUUCAAAACAGGCCGAGCUACCAGGCCCUGGUUCAAUGGUCUUAUACCCUCUGGGCGGAGGCCGGGGGAAAGGGAGAUCCCGACCAGAUGGAUUCCAUCGUCCGCUUCUGUGGCCGCGUGGCCAGCUUCGCCCUGUGCCCUCUCGAUGCGACCACCGGGUUCCAGGUCCCCGCGCAGACAUUUACCGUGACCAAGGCUUUCUAUGAGAUGAGUGAGACCGGUAACGGGGCCCGAGCUGUGGCAGAUGAUAUGUACAAUCGAGAAUUACGGGAGAGCUUGCAGCGCUUACAGGACCAGGAGGAGAUAGUGAAUGAAUGGCAGUCAUAUUGUAUGGCGCUGACCCAUGCAUGGGAAUCCGAGGCUGUGCCCCUCUGGGAGGAGGGCUUGUAUCGCGCCUUUAAAGCCAAGAAGUGGUCCUCGAUCCAGUCCUGGCUGCACGAUGCAUGCAAUAAGGAGGGCCAGUACGGGUUGGUGGGGGAUAACCGUCCGGUCAGAGAAGAGGUUUGCGGUAUCUUCAAUCCGUUGAUGGUGUCUGGUCUCCUGCCGGGAACCCCUAUUGCACUUGCCGAUGGAAGCUCACGACCGGUGGAGGACAUAUAUUCAGGGGAUGUGAUUCUGGCUCCUGAUCACCCGGGCAAGUCGGUUGUAGUUCGCCAGAAUCGCCUUGGACGGUCACCAAAGACAAGGCUGGUUGGGUUCAACGGACAGCCUCCCUGCAUGCCUGCCUCGCAGGUGUUUCAGACGACGACCGGACCACGGGCAGUGGAUGUGAAGGGAGCCCGAUGUUUCAAUCCCUAUCGAAACAUUGGCCAGCUCGCCGUCGGGCACAUGCUCUUCCGGCUGGAGGGGCAUGAAUGGAUUACAGUGGAAAUCAAGUCUAUCGACCGGGGCAAGGUGCCUCGAUCGGAACUGACACACACAUUGGCGUUGGCUGCCGAGCACCAGACCUACCACGCACAUGGUUAUGUGAUUGACACGAAUGCCCCCUGUCAUACACUCCGAGAAACAGGGGAGAGGCUGCGCCAAGUCCCCGAGGAUCAACGGCUGGUCCUCUUGUCCACUUGCAAAGAGCUAUCUUUCAUGUUCCAGCGAUUCGACGUGCAGGCCAUCUCCCAGCGCUUGAACUGGGAACUAUUCGGUCAAUACAGUUCUUCAAAGGGAAAUCAUCCUGUACCAUUGAAGUCCAUCGCUUCUCUGUCGUUCAGAGACCGGGUCAAGCUCAGGAAGGCCAUUGACGUGCCCAAAGGAGUGGCAAUUGAACGGCUCAAAAGAAAAUUUGCUCUCGACGCUCAUGCCCCGGACCGCCUACCAGCCGGGUAUGAGCUUCCUACUUUAACGCUGGUCGAUGGCUAUCUCAUGGUCGACGACGAGGUGCAGCUCCGAAGUACCUACGACCCCUACCACAGAAGCUUCCGAUGGACGCGAGAACUUCAACAGCACAACCUCUUCGAGCAUGGAGUCGUGGAGAUCUACUCUGAGGCGACCGCAGGACGCGGGGCUAUCUACUUAUCUUCCGAAUUCGAGCCUCAGAGAACGCUCUGUCGGGACCAGGCCCAUUCUUUUGAAGCACAGGCCCGAAGCUUGGACCCCCGAUUCACCCGCACGAGGCGCGCGGAUGACGAUGGCAGUGAGUGGCAAGCCUUGUCAGAGUGGCAGAUUACGUAUGAUCGCAGUAUCUGGCCUGCCGAUGAGGAAGAGAGAACCGAACCCCAGGACCCAGUCGAUGCAGGCAUCAUUGAAGAUGGCUGGUGGGCCUCACAGGGAGUCAACAUCCCCGGGGUUCGAUUGCCUGCACUUGACGAUCUAAGAGACCAAAUCAACCAAAAGUAUGGGCAACACCUGGGAGAGUUGUACCAGUCAGUAGGGAAGCUGUACAGCAGUGACGAGACCUACGAGAGCUAUGACCUGUACAACGUGCGAUGGAAUCGUGCAUCUCUGGUUCCCUUUGUAUCUAACACCGGACUGGAUGUCCAGAAGACCUUCGAUGUGGGCUUCCCGGGCCUGGACAUUGAUGUGACUAUACCAGCACUCUUCCAGGAGAUGACGCUCAAACUAGAUGACAGCGACUUCCUUGAUGAGAAGAUCACUGGCUACUUCUUUGAAUACGAUCCAACGAAACGAGGAAACAAGGGCAACCGUCAUCUGGUAACAGGAACUUUGGCCACAUCUAUGGCAGUUCAAGCCUGUCGCUCCAAGAUCUCCCAGGCGUACGCGCCCAUCACAAAACCUGGACAGACCGACACCGCCAACGAGCGGCUUCAACCAGCGCGGAUCACGGAGACUCUUCUCUCUUCCAGCGCGCUGAGUAUCAAAGAUCUCGUCAACCUCGCAGGCUACAAUGAAAUAUCGGUUCACAAUGAUACGCAAACGCUUAUCAAGGAAAUGAUGUUGUACCACAUGGAUAGCAAUCAAAGAGAAAAGAUCCUGCAACAGCCCAAGCCCGUCCUGAACAAGGAUAUUCCAGUCUCUCUCGCCGACGACCUUCCACAGAAGCUGAAAGAAUUCUUCAAGAACAAGUACGCCCCUGCUUUCAUCUCUCGCUACGUUGGGCGGACGUCAAAGUACAUGAACAGUUUCACGGAAAAGGAGAUGAACAACCUUUGGUAUUGGUGGCAGGGGAAUGGCAAAAACAGCCUCUCGCAGAGUGAAGAAUACAACGACAUCAACCGCCUAGCUUCUCGGGAGGCGAUGUUCCGGAUGAACGAGGAAAAAUUGGCACCGUACCGAGCAGACAAUCCGGAUAACUGGGCUGAACAGCUUUGCACCUUCCUUCUCAAUAACCCUCGCCAGCUGCGCAAGUGGGCGAACUUUCCCAUCGACGACAGUGGUAAUAACUUGAUCAACAAGCAAUGUAACAUCUUGGAUAUACUGAGUCCGUCAAAGGAUUGGGCAGGGCAAUUUUUCAACCAGUUCAUGGCCCUUAUCUUGUCGGAUGGUCUGGAAUAUGCGGACAUCGAACAAGAUGGGGAUCAGGAUGCCAAGUACCCAUGGCUGCAUGAUUCCAUGCACGAUCUCAUCGUGAAGGUCCUCAAUGACGAUCCUUCCAUCUCAGGUGACGUGGAGGCGGCGUUGCGGGAACAAAUCGAAGAGUUUGAGAAACAGAACAACUUGAACCAGCAAGCUGAUGCUGCGCAGCGCGCGGCGGCGAUCGUCGAAAAAAGUGCCUCAUUCAUGAAGGAACUCACCGGUUGGCUAACGUACAUUGGCAAAGGGGUCCAGGCUGCUUUUGGAGGUGCCUCGCUCUGGAAAUGGGUCGGGGAAGCCUUCGAUCGAGUGGCAAGCAAAGUCUCCCUCCCUGGUGCGGCCAAGUUGAAAGGAAUCUCAACGAUAUGCAUGGUUAGCAUGACGGUGGCAACGGUAAUGGUGACUAUUUGGACCCUCACAGAAUCGUGGAAUGACAUGUCUGAUGCUCAACGAACGGACGUGAUCAUUGAGGUAAUUCGCAUGGUGACUGACGGUCUCGAUAAGGGGUUGGAGGCUUGGAAGAGUUACCAGUCCAAGCCGGCUUCUACACCUGCCGAUGAGCUCAACAUGGAGACCCUCGGCCAGAACCUGACGGAAGAGAUCAUGGAGCAUGGGGAGACGAUAGGCGAGGUGGCGGAGAAGAUCGCAGGUGAUGAAGACUAUCGAGUGGUCAUGGCGGACGGGCUUCAUUCCGAGGGAGUUACCACGGCGCCGGAGGGCGAAGAAACGUGGAACGAAGAUAUUAAUGCCAUUGCCGAGGACGUUCCCCCCAGUUUUGAAGAAGCAGCCAAAAAGUUCAACUGGUCGGGCAAGCUGCUACGGGUGUUCAACGCCGUCCUGGGCCUUGGCUUAAUAGUUGCCAUGUCCUUCUCCCUCGCCAAUGACUGGAACUCUCUGUCGGACCCCGGCAAAGUCCUGGGCGUGUUGAAUGUUGUUGUCCAGGGGUUGACGGUACUGCUGGAUGUGAUCGAGGUCGGAUCCGACAUCGGGCUCUGGGCCGUGACUGAAACCAUGAGCGUGGCGCUACCGAUUCUUGGGGCCGUUCUGGCGGUGGUUGGCAUCGUUCUCAUGGUUGUCCAAGUCUUCAUCAACCUCUUCACGGGUAGCAAACAGCCUCCCGACCCUGUGUCCGAUUUCAUCGACGACGAGGCACAUGCGCUCAUCGGCACCUUUGAUACUGCUCCUUCCCCCCAGCUCUCAUACACAAUCUCCGACCUCAAGGUGGCCGCAGGACAAGUAAAGACCAUCACAAUCAAGGGAGAAAACAAGUCGUCCGACAAUGUGACCAUAUCUAACACCGUCAUAACUCUCUAUUCCGGGGAUGACAGUGUGUGUCUCUUCCGCAAUGGGGCCGACGAGACCGAGAAUAUUCAGUUGGUGGAUGAUAGCGAUCCAAACCACGACAGCAGUGGGUACACAUAUGUGACUCCUGCCGACACCACGGCGGCACAAUUGCCCAUUCCCGCAAGGCUGGGCACUACUUCUGCGUACUACGAAUAUGAUCUCCAGGUGGCGGGUCCUCGGGCCACGUCCACCAAGCUGAAGGAACUUGUCGUCAGGUCGGGCGAAUAUAUCCAGUCCGUCUGGACGGCCAAGAUCAACAACAAGGGCGACUCGGAUGACAGCUCUGUCAGUUGGAUUGAGAUUGUCGAGAAUGGGUUAAAGGAUCGAUGCCAGGUGCAGUUCGCGUUGCAGCGGGUUUAGUUUUUGUUUUUUCUCUUUGUCUUCUUUUCAACCCUCAUGAUCGUCUUUUGCGGUGGUUAUUUAGUAGUAAAAUUCGCUGCAAUUUCAUGCAUUUGGCGGAAAGAUAUUCUCCCAGUAUCUUCUCGCUCUGCACCCGAAUCGAUUCCUCCGACCUCUUUCUUUUUCGGACUGGCGCAGCGCGUUGCUACCAGUAAUGAUGGACUUGCCUUGCGGGUGAAUAUUGAAGCAGUUCGCAUUUCUAAGCAGUUGUUUCUAAAUAAAUGAAGGAUUAACCAAUCAUGAAUAUGAUCG